UCGAAGGGGGUAGUAUCACGUAACGAUCCCCAGAAAUCCCACACAGAUAUUCCAUUACGCAACCGCCUUAUGUCUUCACGCUUUUUUUCUCUACCCUAAAACGAUUCUUUCACUAAUGCGCCGCUGAAUCAACAAAAUCCGAAUUGAAAGAGCAAUCAAUAACCUGACUACUGUACAUUCUGGUCUAAUUUGUGAUCUGGUGGUGUUUAGCUGUGAAUCGUAUUGUGGGGUUUGCAUGAUGGGCGAUAGCAGUGGUGGUAGAACGGUGAGGAUUGAAUCGAACACAGAAAGCGAUGACUGGAGGGCAGGAAUGACGACCGAUAUGAGAAUGGAAGCCGUGAAUAGGCUUUAUGGAAUGUUGAAGACAAAGGUGCCAGUUUCUAAUACAGACACUUUAAAUGAUAUUGCUAGAGUUGCUUUAGGAUGUGAAGAGAAACUCUUUCAAAAAGCGGCUAAGAAGGAAAACUAUAUCAUGGGAUUAAAAAGAAAGAUUGACGUAAUAGAGAGAUCAAAUUAUGCUGAUGUUCGAGCAUCUUCCUCCACUUCAGGUUUAACUCAAAAUUCUGAGCUGCAUGGUGCUGAGAUUAGCUGUAGUUUGCACAAUGCAUUCCAACUUUCACAUGACUUCUUUGGAAAGUUGGAUGGACAAGAGGACACACAACUCAAUGUUUCUGUCACCCAAAUGGACACUCCAAGAAUUCUGCCUUCGCAACAAGUGGCUUACCAGCAAUGCCAGCAACAGCAGUUACAGCAUCAGUUUUUGAAACACAACGCCCAGCAACAAACUAGUUGUCCUGCUCAUGUCCAUCACAAUAUCAACAAAUUUCAUGUCCAUCAACAACAGCAACACAUUGUCCCCCAGCCAAGUCAGAUGCAGUACUCUGAGCAAAUGAUAUUACCAACACCACUACAUGGACAGGCAUCUGGUCAGCAAUCAAAUGCUAUACUAUUUCAGCAGAAGCAACAAUUCAACCAGCAAAACAAUCUUUCAUUGCUGCAGAACUCAGUGUUUCAGACAAAUGGUGAAUAUUUUUCUGGAGUCCAGAAUCUGCGAAAUAUGGUUGGACCACAAUCAAAGGCCUUGAACUUGCAAUUGCUUCAGCAUUCAUCCCAAAUUCUUCAGCAUACAGAAGUUACAGGUUUACAGCCAAAAUUCCAGCAACCCAUGCAAGGAGUUAAGUUGGAACAGGUUCUGGGUUCUCAAAAGCAAAGUUUUCCAUCACAUGUAAGUAUGCAGCAAAAACUGCAAACAUCUGCUGCCCUGCAUCAGCCUCAAAAUGUUUUUGAUCAGCAGAAGCUGUUUCAGUCGAGAGUUUUCCCUGGGGUUUCAUCUGCAUCUUUGGAGUCAAUGGCAGCCAGUGAACCAGCAAAGGAUGCAGAUUACAUUGAACAGGCCUAUCAGAAGAUUCAGUCCUUGAAGAAGCAGUACCAGCACCAUUUGGAAUAUUUACAUGAAAAGUGCAAGUGUGCUUCCCAAAAGGAAAUGAGGGUGGAUGUAUCCGAUAAGUAUAAGAAAACUAUGUUCAAAUUGGAGAAAAUUUUUAAAUUCUUCUCAAUGUCCCGAGUUGAUAUUAUUCGACAUCCUCGGAUAGUGGUUGAUCGCUUUUAUCACGAUAUCAAGCUUUACCUUGCUCGUUCGGUCAGUAAUUCUGCUUCCAACCAGCACCAUGUGCAAGUUACGCAGCCAACUGGUGGUCAAACUCCAACAUCUCAUCUGCAGCGUGAUAGGGACCUGAAACUUCAGUUCAAUACAGCAAACUCAGCCUUGAGAAGCACUGUAAUUGGUUCAUCUUCUCUAUCAGCAACACUGUUGGAGAAUCAAAAUUUGCAUUCAAACAUCUUCAAUUCAAUUCCUUAUGAUUCUCAAGUGGAAAUUGAACAAAGGAAUGCAACAAGUAUGCUGCAGCAUGAGUUACACCAAAAUACCUCAGGUGCAUCAGCAGAGUCUAACAUUUCUCGUAAUAGCAGAGUGAAUGCAUUUGAUUCUGCUGCAAAAAAUCCAGCAGAACAACCACAACACCUCGAAAGGCUUGUUCGGCCACAAUGUUUCCAGCAGAAGAAGCAACAAGUGCUGAUGCAGAAUAACCAUUUGGGUAUUGGCACAGGAAUGGCUAAUCCCUUGGCCAGUAAACCUUCAAACAGUUCCGACCAAAUGCUCCUUCUAAGAACACCUACUCAACUGCAUGCCUCCUCUCUUCCAAUGUUUCAGCAUUCCCGUACUCCUUCUGACCUGAAAAAUUUGUCUCUUCUUUCAAAAGCUAGGUUGACAUUGCAAUCUGCAACUCCAUUAGCAAUACCUUCUCAUUCUUCCCCACUUAAUUCAUCUUCUACAUCUGUAGCCCAUGCAAAGGAUCCAUCUGGUGUUUCUCCACUAUCAAUUAGUGAAUUUAAUGCACAUUCCCAGACAUCAGAUUCAUUAGCUCAAGACAUGAUACAUAACCAAGUUGACAAUCAGUCCCUUAGCAUUGGUAUAUCAGACAUGUCAGCGUCCCCGUUGCCAACAGAUAUUACUGGCCCUGAUGGACAGCAGCAACCACGAGAUACAAAUCAGCCAAUCGAACGAUUAAUCAAAGCGGUAGAAUCGAUGUCAACAGAAACAUUGUGCUCUGCUGUCCAUGACAUCGAAUCAGUCGUCAAUGUGGUUGAUAUGAUAGCCGAAACACCUUGUGGUAGUGACACGGCAGGUGCUGUUGUUGAUGAUUCAGUGUACCCAACAAGGUGCAACACAUGGGUGGGGAACAGUUCACACAGAGAAUGCUCAUUUUCCAAGAAGAUUAAGCGCAAAAUAAGUGUAUCAGCUUGGGAUACCAUGUCUUCUUUCCUUAGUGAAAUUGAUGGCAUCAAUCAGCAAAGUGAUCUGGUACAUGACUCGGAUUCAACUGCAGUAUUGAAGCCAAAGAGACAAAGGAUAGAGCCAAGACAUGCAUUGUUGGAUGAGAUCAGAUCCAUUAACCAACGGUUAAUUGAAACGGUAAUAGACUUGGAUUCAACCGAAGCUGGUGAAGGCACCAUCGUGAGGUGCUCUUACAACCCUGUGGCUCUCAGUGGAUAUGUUAAACCUCACAUCUCAUCACAGUGGUCAAUGCUUCCCUUGCUUUUGUUCAUUCCUGCGAGUUAUCCAAAUUCUUCUCCAGAAAUCUUUGACGGGUUGAGUACUGUCGGUGAGAGUGGCCAUGGUAAGGAGGCUGUAGAUGAUAGUGAGUGCAAUGACGAAGAUCUAUCAAUGAAAGCAAAGAAGAGGUUCAGCAUGUCCCUGCGCAAACUCUCGGCGCCCAUGUCUCUUGAAGACAUGGCAAUGACUUGGGAUAAAUGUGCUCGUGCUGUGUUAUCUGAGUAUGUGCAGCAUUUUGGAGGAAGUUGCUUCAGUUCAAUAUACGGAUCGUGGGAAGAUUGCAUAACUGCUGCAUGAUAGAGAGAGAGAUCUCAAAAGCUUUUAAACCGGUACGCAAAGCUCUGCAAUCACAACCUUUAUUGGUGUACUGAAUUGCAAUUGCUAACCGCCACCAACUAACUUAAUUGAUUCAAACUUUUAUAACUU
Tripterygium wilfordii is the source of this 3538-nucleotide messenger RNA. Its product is annotated as mediator of RNA polymerase II transcription subunit 15a-like. The coding region runs from base 236 to 3409 and encodes 1057 amino acids. The record is from RefSeq and is a predicted model, not a curated record. Gene Ontology annotation, biological process: regulation of DNA-templated transcription. The transcript has 12 exons. Lineage: Eukaryota; Viridiplantae; Streptophyta; Magnoliopsida; Celastrales; Celastraceae. Gene Ontology annotation, molecular function: chromatin DNA binding; transcription coactivator activity.